Capsella rubella is the source of this 2231-nucleotide messenger RNA. Its product is annotated as DNA topoisomerase 6 subunit B. Gene Ontology annotation, cellular component: small ribosomal subunit; cytosol. Gene Ontology annotation, molecular function: DNA topoisomerase type II (double strand cut, ATP-hydrolyzing) activity; ATP binding; DNA binding. Gene Ontology annotation, biological process: DNA topological change. The coding region runs from base 136 to 2148 and encodes 670 amino acids. The record is from RefSeq and is a predicted model, not a curated record. NCBI's taxonomy places the organism in Eukaryota, Viridiplantae, Streptophyta, Magnoliopsida, Brassicales, Brassicaceae. The transcript has 19 exons.
UCCCCAUCUUCAUAAAGCCCUAGAUCCUGCUUUGAAUUUUUAUUUUUGGAAUUAGUGUUGAGUUGACUUGUACUUAAUAGAUUUAGUUGAUCUUUCUCGAAUUUUUCAGUAUCGUUGUUGUUUCAAUAUUUUGUCAUGGCGGGCGAUGAUUUAGCUGAAACGAAGAAGGGAAGCUCGAAGAACACUAAGAACAGCAACGAGAGCAAACUCAAGCAAAAAUCACCAGCUGAGUUUUUCGCGGAGAACAAAAACAUUGCUGGAUUUGACAAUCCGGGGAAGUCGCUUUACACUACAGUUAGAGAGCUUGUUGAAAAUGCUCUUGAUUCUGCAGAGUCCAUUUCAGAGCUCCCUGAGGUUGAAGUAACAAUCGAGGAGAUUGUAAAAUCUAAGUUUAAUUCCAUGAUUGGUCUUAUUGAUCGGGAACGUGUUGACACACAGCUGUAUGAUGACUAUGAGACAGAGAAGGCCCGUGAGAAAAGGUUAGCAAAGGAAGCUCGUGCCAGUGAGAUACAAGCCAAAAACUUGGCAUCGGGAAAGAAAAACAAAGAGCCUGGAGUCUCAAAGGUUUUAAAGGCCCGAGGGGAAGCAUCGUAUUACAAGGUGACAUGUAAGGAUAAUGGUAAGGGGAUGCCACAUGAUGACAUUCCAAAUAUGUUUGGGAGAGUUUUAUCCGGGACAAAGUAUGGACUGAAGCAAACACGUGGGAAGUUUGGUCUGGGCGCAAAGAUGGCCUUAAUUUGGUCCAAAAUGAGUACAGGUCUCCCCAUAGAGAUUUCUUCAUCUAUGAAAAGUCAAAACUAUGUUACUUUCUGUAGACUGGAUAUCGAUAUUCACAGGAACAUUCCUCAUAUUCAUCUCCACGAAAAGAAGGGCAACAAAGAGAAAUGGCAUGGGGCUGAAAUACAGGUGGUAAUCGAAGGAAACUGGACAACGUACAGAUCAAAGAUCUUGCACUAUAUGCGUCAAAUGGCUGUUAUUACUCCUUACGCGCAGUUUCUGUUUAGAUUUAUAUCAGAGACACCAGAGAAAAAUGUCACUAUUAAGUUUACUCGAAGAACUGAUGUGAUGCCUCCUAUUCCUGUUGAGACCAAGCACCAUCCAUCUUCAGUUGACUUGCUGCUUAUCAAGCGCCUUGUUACAGACACCUCCAAAAAGACCCUUCUGCAGUUUCUUCAAAAUGAAUUUGUAAAUAUUAACAAAACCCUUGCAACAAGAUUAAUUGGGGAAAUGGGACCUGAUUUCAGCCCUAGCAUGGCUGUCAAAUCUGUAACAUCGCAGCAAAUGGUACGCAUACAUCAGUUAUUCCGCCAAGCCAAAUUCGACGACCCUAGUGGUGGCUGUCUUAGUCCGGCAGGAGAAUACAAUCUUCGCCUAGGGAUUAUCAAGGAGCUGCAUCCAGAUAUGGUAGCAACGUAUUCAGGCAGUGCUCAGGUCUUCGAAGGUCAUCCUUUCAUUGUUGAAGCUGGUGUUAGUGUUGGUGGGCGAGAUGUGAAACAGGGGAUCAACAUAUUUCGUUUUGCAAACCGUAUUCCACUCCUUUUCGAACAAGGAGGUGAUGUUGUCACCAGGACGGCCUCAAAAAGAAUCAAUUGGAAUAGUUAUAAGAUCAACCAGACGCAAGAUAAAAUAGGAGUUUUUGUGAGCAUAGUGAGUACAAAAAUUCCUUUCAAAGGGACAGGGAAAGAGUACAUAGGAGAUGACAUCAGUGAGAUAGCAACUGCAGUCAAGUCUGCAAUACAACAAUGCUGCAUCCAACUGAAAUCCAAAAUAGUCAAGAGACUGCAAGCCCGUGAACAACAAGAGCGGAAACGCAGUUUGAGCAGAUAUAUACCCGAUGCAACGGGUGCGGUGUACGAGGUUUUAAAACAAAUGACAGAAGAGCAUAAAACAAAGAGAAAACGUUACGGAGAGGAAGACACAGCUAUGCUUGACAAAGUUUCUAAAGAGAUAAUCACAAAAGAAACAUUGACAGAAAAGCUUGCUCAGCAUGUAGAACAGGUAGACUACGAGAUGGCAUUAGAGUAUGCAACACAAAGUGGAGUAAGUGAAGAACCGAGAGAAAACAUAUACCUCCAACACUUGGAUUCCAACAAGACCAAUUUCAUUGAUCUCCAUAGUCCAACUUUCGUCUUCAGACUCAUCUUGUAAAGAAAAAAAAACAUUUGUAUCUCUAUUAUAUUAUUACAUACACACACUUCAACAAGUUUACUAGUCAAUUUUGUUCACUUUCU